This is a messenger RNA of Ricinus communis (castor bean), 1771 nucleotides long. RefSeq names its product probable indole-3-pyruvate monooxygenase YUCCA5. Gene Ontology annotation, molecular function: N,N-dimethylaniline monooxygenase activity; NADP binding; flavin adenine dinucleotide binding. The record is from RefSeq and is a predicted model, not a curated record. The transcript is spliced from 3 exons. NCBI's taxonomy places the organism in Eukaryota, Viridiplantae, Streptophyta, Magnoliopsida, Malpighiales, Euphorbiaceae. Gene Ontology annotation, biological process: auxin biosynthetic process. Bases 153 to 1424 code for a protein of 423 amino acids.
AAUUCACAACAACAACUACUACUGCUGCAACAACAUCAAAACCUACUUAUAUUUCUAUCUUCAACUCUCUUUUCAUCCUCACCAAAAGAAUCUGCUGUUUUAUCUAAAAUCUUUGUGAGAAGACACUUUCUUGAAACCAGAAUCUUUGCACCAUGGAGAACUUAUUUCGCUUAGCUGACCACGAAGAUUUCUUCUCUCGUCGUUGCAUUUGGGUUAAUGGUCCAGUGAUCGUCGGUGCUGGGCCUUCAGGGCUAGCUACAGCAGCUUGCCUCAGAGAACAGGGAGUACCCUUUGUUGUCCUCGAAAGGGAAGAAUGUAUAGCUUCUUUAUGGCAGAAACGUACCUAUGACAGGCUGAAACUUCACCUUCCUAAACAAUUCUGUCAGCUCCCAAAACUCCCAUUUCCUGAAGAUUUCCCCGAGUAUCCUACAAAGAAACAGUUCAUUGAAUACUUGGAAUCAUAUGCUAAGACCUUUGAGAUCAACCCAAAAUUCAAUGAGUGUGUACAAUCAGCUAGGUACGAUGAGACUAGUGGCUUGUGGAGGGUCAAGACUGUUUCCACAAGUGGCACUGCUCGUACUGAGGUUGAGUACAUUUGCAGGUGGCUAGUAGUGGCUACCGGUGAGAAUGCAGAGUGCGUAAUGCCUGAAAUUGAAGGAUUGAAUGAGUUUGGCGGUGAUGUUACUCAUGCUUGUUCAUAUAAAUCUGGUGAGAAAUUCCAUGGCAAGAAAGUGCUAGUCGUAGGCUGUGGCAAUUCUGGCAUGGAAGUUUCUCUUGAUCUCUGCAACCACAAUGCCUCUCCGUCAAUGGUUGUCAGAAGCACAGUACAUGUACUGCCUAGAGAAAUAUUUGGCAAAUCAACAUUCGAAUUGGCUGUCCUGUUGAUGAGUUGGCUGCCUCUUUGGCUAGUUGAUAAGCUCAUGUUGUUUUUCGCAUGGAUAGUGCUAGGAAAUGUUGAAAAAUAUGGCCUGAAAAGGCCAUCCAUGGGUCCUUUGGCACUUAAGAACUCCCAGGGAAAGACCCCUGUAUUGGACAUUGGUGCAUUGGAGAAGAUCAGAUCUGGAGACAUUAAUGUUGUUCCUGGAAUCAAGAGGUUUUCACGUGGACAAGUUGAGCUUGUUAAUGGUGAAAUUCUUGAUAUUGACUCAGUUAUUUUGGCAACUGGAUACCGCAGCAAUGUCCCUUCUUGGCUUCAGGAAGGUGAAUUCUUCUCCAAGAAUGGCUUCCCAAAAGCACCAUUCCCAAAUGGCUGGAAAGGAAAUUCUGGGCUCUAUGCAGUUGGGUUCACAAGGAGAGGGCUAUCUGGUGCAUCUUCAGAUGCCAUGAGAAUAGCACAAGAUAUUGGCAAUGUCUGGAAACAAGAAACUAAGCAACAAAAGAAGAGAACAACAGCUUGCCAUAGACGUUGCAUUUCACAGUUCUAAAUGGUCAUCAUCCAAAAAUAUAAAGCACAAACAAAACAAAACCAUAAAAAGAACCAAGUUUCUAACCAGACAGAACUUUUACUUAGUUGUAAAGAGAAAAUAAAGAACACAAAAAUAUUUUACUUGUAUGAUACACAAGAAAAGGAAAAAAGAAAACAGAUAGCAUACAGACAGAGCCCUCUCCGAAGGCCCAAAGUUUUGACAUAUUUGGGCAUUUUGUAAACUGAGGAUGACGAGGCUUAUGGCUUCUAAAUUCUUUUUAUUAUUUUUUCUCUCAGUUUCAUACACUUUCUGUAUUAUAGUUUAAUGAUCAAUUGAAAUGACAGCUUCUUUUGUUCUCUUUUAAA